UGAAGAAAUCCCCUGGGCUAUUUCUCGGCAAGCCUCGUCACUCCCCAACUCCGCCUCGAAGCCGAUUCACUCGUCGAAGGAGGAGGAGGAGACAUGGAAGAGGGAGCGAGCGGCACGGUGACCUCGCUGGCGUCGAUGUUCCCGGCGGACGAGGCUCGGAAGGCGGCGGCGCGCGUGCAGGGCGCGAUCGCCGAGAAGCGCCGGGAGCUCGACCGCGUCAGGGGUUUCGUCGCCGACAACGCCGGCCUCGUCGGCCUCGUCCAGAAGCUCCCCGAGGAGCUUCACCACGAUGUCAUGGCAUGUUCCCCAAUUGCUCCUAACCCGCCUCCGCCUCGUGCCUUUUCUUUUAGCUUCAUCGCGCCGAUCGGAGCUUUGCGUUGUGCUCAGGACCGGCUGGAUUACGUGCUCGUUGUGAUUUUCUUGCUGAAUUUGGUUCCUUUCGGAAAAGCUGCAUUUUUCCCUGGCCGUCUCAUCCACACCAAUGAAUUCACGGUUCUGUUGGGAGAAGGUUACUAUGCCGAGAGGACAUCCAAACAAACGGUCGAAAUCUUGAGAAGAAGAGGGAAAGCUUUAGAAACCCAUGUGGAUUCUCUUAAGUCGAUGAUUGAGGAUCUGAAAACUGAGGCCUUGUUUUUUGACAGGACAGCUUCUGAAGCAGCUGAGGGUCUUGUGGAGAUAAGGGAAGAACUUUCUGGGGACGAAUCUGAUGAAGAAGCAUCUGAAUCGGGUCGAAAAGAAGAUGCUCCUAGCAUCUCUGCAAAAGACAAGGGGAAAGUUCUAAACGAAGAUGACGAAUAUGUUCGCCUUAUGGCCAAAUUGGAGGAACUUGAGAAGGAAGAACUUGCAGCUGAGGCAGCAGACAAUAUUGAAGAAGAGACAAAUGCAGUUGAUCCAGAUGUAGUCUUGGGGCAAAGUUCUUUCGAUCAAAAUCUAAAAGAUUUGGAGGGGUCUCAUUCAUUUAUAAUUCCAAGCCACUCUAAAGAUGGACAAGCAAGUAAUGAAGAAUUCUUGAGUCGAAAGCGACAACAACCAGCUCUACUGGAGAAAUUAAAUCCCAAUGAUCUCACAAUCGCAUCUUCUCAAAAAGACAAAACCUCUCAUGGGAAACACCCAUCACAGAAUCUAAAAGGUCCCAAUGUUGCAGACAAGAGUCUGAAGUUUCCUGCAUUAGAGGAGAAUGAUCAUGCAGGAUCAUCAAAUAAUGAGGUCUCUAUUCAACCUUCUAAACCAAAAGUUGAUAGUCUCAGGGCAUUUACUGGCUCUAUCAUUGAGCGUUCCCCCAAUCUUCCAAUUAAUCCAGGGGAGCCCUCUGCAACUUCAUCACAGGUUCCUGGCUCUCAAUCUUCAAAACCAAUGUCCAGAUUCAGAAUGCAAAGGAAAUAGAUGCCGGUGCAGCUUCUUUAAGUAUGUUUCAUCUCAAGCAGCUUCAUGGAUGACAGAGUUUCAAGUGAAGUGUUCGAGGAUGUAGAGCAUGCAGUGUUUUGGACUACACACAAGUGAUUCAUCGCUUUGGCCCACUGGUGCUUCGUUUCUGAUCAGUCUUUGGCUGGUCAUUGAGAAAAUGCAGUUUGACAUGGAAGCUGGACAUACUGCUUGUGUCUCUAGUUUGAGGUCCAGCUAUGAAUUAUAAGAAUGUGAUCCAGAGAGAGAGAGAGAGAGAGAGAGCUUAGUUCACGCAUAAUGACCAUAAUAACUGGAAAUGUGCGUGAGUUGAUCAGACAUUCCUUGGAAAGAUAACGCAUCCUUUGCAAAUUUGCGAUACUGAUUAUAAGUACCAGGAACAGUUGAAUGUUAGAAAGCCUUUUGCCUGUAUACAACUGCAUAUCAUAAAGAA
Messenger RNA from Syzygium oleosum, 1834 nucleotides. RefSeq lists its product as uncharacterized. The record is from RefSeq and is a predicted model, not a curated record. NCBI's taxonomy places the organism in Eukaryota, Viridiplantae, Streptophyta, Magnoliopsida, Myrtales, Myrtaceae. Gene Ontology annotation, biological process: negative regulation of phosphatase activity; negative regulation of transcription by RNA polymerase II. Gene Ontology annotation, molecular function: transcription corepressor activity; chromatin binding; phosphatase inhibitor activity. The coding region runs from base 94 to 1383 and encodes 429 amino acids. The transcript is spliced from 11 exons.